This is a messenger RNA of Clarias gariepinus (North African catfish), 3235 nucleotides long. It is a transcript of the gene homezb, whose product is annotated as homeobox and leucine zipper encoding b. The record is from RefSeq and is a predicted model, not a curated record. Lineage: Eukaryota; Metazoa; Chordata; Actinopteri; Siluriformes; Clariidae. Bases 281 to 2422 code for a protein of 713 amino acids. Gene Ontology annotation, cellular component: nucleus. Gene Ontology annotation, molecular function: DNA binding; DNA-binding transcription factor activity, RNA polymerase II-specific. Gene Ontology annotation, biological process: regulation of transcription by RNA polymerase II. The transcript has 3 exons.
GAGAAAUAAACAUUAGCUAGCAUCGCGCUAGCAUUUGAACGCCCUCCCUUACGACUUUUUCCUCCUUAACAACUGAAAUUUUGCAAGACUUUUUCCUCGGUUUAUGAAGCAUUUUCGGCAUACGAAUGGAUGAACCGGCUAAGUUGCGUGUAAAGCCCUUCAAAACAUGUUUGAGUCAGCGUGGAAAAAAAGCAUUUUUAGCCGAAGUGUGGUGGCAUGGCUUCCUGUGAGGACUCUUGAUAUGGAAUGCUUGGCUUAAGUUCAGUUCUUUCACGUCGCCAUGCAGCAGUGUGAACCCCCGCAGCAGCAGCAGCACGAGGAAAAACGGAAGUUGAAGGCUCGAGCCAGUGCGGAUUCGGGGGACAGCGAGGCGAGUGAUGCUUAUGAAUGUCGGAUCUGCGGCCACAAAACACCGGAUGUCUUUUUUCUCAGUCAGCAUCUGCGCUCUGUUCAUCCAGUUACUGCUCUGCCCGGCCCGACCUCAGCUAAAGAUGAGGAGAGUAAAGAAGCGCAAGACCAAACCUCAGAGGGACAGAAGAGCCCACCUGCAGGAAAUUCUGAAUUUUCUGAGGGGUCCAUGUCUUCCUCACCCAUGGACUCAGAAGAGACCAGCAUAAGUAUAAGCAAUGCAGAGAACCAGGUACCAGCAGCAGAGCAAAAAGAGACUGUGAAAAAAACACCUGCUGCUAAAGACAGCCAAAGCACUUCUCCUGCCUCCAUUUUGCCUCAGAGGAAAGCCUCAUCCUCUCUGGAGUUCAUAAAAGGAAGCCAAAGCGAGGACACAGCUUCUUCAGGCACAUCCGGCCUCAACCAGACGCACUUUGUGUGUCUUCCUCUGGUGUCCGAGGGACUAAAGCUGGUUUGGGUGCGCUCUGAGCAGACUACUGAGCUGGAUGCAGUUUCAGAGCUGGUAGAAGCGUUUAAUGCCUUCCCUUACCCCACAGAGCAGGAGGCCAGCGCUCUGGCGCGCCGCUGCUCCCUGUCACCCGAGCGUGUCAAAGUGUGGUUUAUGAUGCAGCGCGUGCGCUAUGGAAUCAGCUGGGCAGACGACGACAUACAGCAGACACGGCUCAAGCUACGGCAUCUGCAAAGAAUGUCGCUCGGAGAGGAGGGUGAGGAAGACGAAGAAGAGGAUUAUAUAGUACCUGAAGAAAGGACACCUGAGAGUUUUCAUCAGGGCGGGAAACAAGCGCCUGCGAUGGACAUCUAUACGGGUUAUACACACUACAUACCACAACCAGUUUUCUCCCAGGAAGAAGUCAAUGACUACAACAGCAGGCAAAACAGCAUCAUUCCUCAGUACAGCAAUGGUUUACCACCUAUUGUUCAGGAACAACCUGUAAACCAUAUUGUCGCCAAUUUUCAAAAUGCAUCUGUGGACAAAGAGCACACUCAGUUGCCCAGAGAUGUAAAUCAUUUACCUCCUCAUGAGCCCAAGACUGAGAGCUCCAGCACUUAUCGAUCACUGUCAAAAUCAGCUGUGGUUUGUGGACCUCCCAUCAUCCAGCAGAGGAAGAAGUCCAAAGCCCAGUUGAUGGCACUCCGGCGUAGUUUUGUCCAAAAAAACUGGCCAUCUGAGGCUGAGGUGCAGCGGCUGCAGCGGGUCACCGGGCUUGGAAGGCACGAGAUCCGGAAGUGGUUCGCUGACAGUCGCUACCAGCUUCGCAGGAGUGGUCGGUCCUGGCUGGCUGAACUGGCCAAGCCAAGUCAGUCACCAGAGCCGUCGGGCCAACAGCAGCUAAACAGCGAUGAUUUUCAGGAAGAUGGCGAGACCUCAGGGGCGGGGCUUGACUUUGAGCUCGAUAUCGACAUGGAGGAUCAGCAGGGGCCUGUAGAAGAUGGAGCGAGUGAGUCGGAGUCGAGGAAAGACGAACAAAGUGAAGAGCUGUCACAAAAAGACGACCAAGCUCCCGUUAAACCGGAGCGCCGGGAGUCCUCUAUUAUCCCUUCUCCAUCUCCUGCGUCCUCUUCUCCAUCUCCAUCUCUCCUCCAAGGCUGGAACCCCAGCCUGGGUCCCGAGCCCAACCUCCGGAAGAAAACAUGGGAGCAGUUGAACAUGCUGAGGCAGAGUUUCCUGCAGUGUCAGUGGCCCACAAGCGAAGACUACACACUCUUGCAGCAGAAGACGGGCUUGACACGGACAGAGAUCGUUCAGUGGUAUGGGGACACGCGCUACCACAUUAAACACUCCAACCUGCGCUGGAUUCACCCAGACGACAGGGAACGUGUUCGUGCAGGUGUCAUGAAGCAACAGAAGAGAGCAGGGAAGGGUCCCAGAAGCAGGAGAUGGACAGAGGGAACAAAUUCAAGCUUCAGGUUUAGGGAACCUCAACCAAGUAACAGGAAAGGAGGAAGUGAAACGAAGUCAUGGGAGGAAUUAUACAAGACGGCUUCCUCAGUACUACCAGGGGGUGAACUUUGACCCUGGGGUAUUUUUAGAUUAAAUGUUAAAGAGUAUUUAGAAUAGCAGGAAAGUAGAGGCUGGACUCUACAUUGCUGCCAAAUGCUGUAUUUCAUGAAGUUUUUUUUUUUUUUUUUUUUCUGUCUCAUAUGUUCUCAUGUCCAGUAUUUCACACCACUAACGGAUUGUCGCGUUGAUAUAAUCCAGUGCCUCGUCAGGACCUUUAAUACACAACAUAUAUUAGUUUUAUCUAUCUGAGCAGUUUCAUUUAAGCUGAAAUUAUUUAUGAGAACACUAAGGACGAUGUUCAGAGCGGCUAGCAGAACACAAGCACUGGUUGAAACUGCUGUUUUCAUGUGUAGCAUUUCAGUGUUCAACAGGAUAGGAGCGUGAGUAGAAAUUAGUUUUCAGGUCUUUUUUAAUGCACAUUUUCAGAUGUUUAUUUAAAAAAACAACAAAAAAAAAAACAAGAAUAACUGACUUUUAGUGUACUAACAUGGUUCAGAUCUUCCAGACCAUGAAUCCUUUAAAAGUGUUGCUUUUUGAAAGAACAGGCAGUGUGAAAAUCAUUUGAAACGGUUUUAAGAUUAUUCUUUUACAUCCUUUUCUUGUAUGUUAAUUAUUGCGCAUUUCAGUUAUAAAUUAUUAGACCAGGACCAUAAUCCAACAGACAAAAAGCUUGAAUGAUGCAUUUGAUAUUCUAUGCAUUUAAUUAUUAUUUAGUUGACUAGAAAAUUUCCUUUACUGCUUUUGAAGAUUUUUGUACCUAUUUCUAGAAAAUGUUUUCCCUUGGUUACAAUGACAUUUUAACUCAAUAAAGUGGACUUCAGGAUU